Klebsormidium nitens is the source of this 1967-nucleotide messenger RNA. NCBI's taxonomy places the organism in Eukaryota, Viridiplantae, Streptophyta, Klebsormidiophyceae, Klebsormidiales, Klebsormidiaceae. The record is from the annotation of a GenBank genome assembly.
GCUGGCGGCUUGACAAAGCGCUGGAUCAAGAUUUGGAGAUCUGCGUGAAGAGAAGCUUCCAAAGUUUUGCUUGCUGUGCAAAAGUUCGUUCUUUCUUCCCUCUUGUUUGAAAGAAUACUCCGCUCCUUUCAAGUUCCCGCAUUGCUGAGUUUGGGCGACAUCCAAGGGCAGAAGGUUUGACCGCUCAAAGUUCUUUGCAUCUGCGUUGUUUGUGAAAGAUGGCAACCACAGCAGCGCUUGCCGUCGGACAGCAGGUGGCGACCGGCGCCUUGUUCCGGCAGGCGGAAAGGCCUAGCAAUGCAGAAGGUGCCGCCACCCAGUCUGCAUUUGCAAAGCAGCCUCUGCAGACCUCGUCUGCAUCAGCAUUUGCCAACGGGGGUCUUAAGCUGACUCACGCUGCGCGUCCCGAGCAGAGGUCUGUGCGGGCAGUUGCGCAGAAGAUCUCUGCCGCAGUCAGCACUGCAGCGCCAGCCCAAGGCGAGCGCCAGGCCCAGAGCGCCAAGAAGGCCGUCGACACCAAGCGCACCGUCAUCAUCACGGGCGCCUCCUCCGGGCUCGGCCUCGCCACUGCCAAGAAGCUCGCUAAGUCCGGGGAGUGGCACGUAAUCCUCGCGUGCCGCGACUUUCUGAAGGCCGAAAAGGCCGCGAAAGCGGCGGGCCUGCCGAAGGACAGCUACACGACGCUCCACGUCGACCUGUCGUCGCUCGAGAGCGUGCGCCAGUUCGUGAAGCACUUCCGGGCGACCGAGCGCAAGCUGGACGUGCUGGUCGCGAACGCGGCGGUGUAUAAGCCCACGGCCAAGGAACCAGUGUUCACGGCGGAGGGCUUCGAGCUGAGCGUCGGUACAAACCAUCUGGGCCACUUUUUGCUGGUGAACCUGCUGUUGGAGGACCUGGAGAAGAACCGGGAGGCCAAGCCCCGGGUCAUCAUCGUCGGCUCCAUCACCGGAAACACUAACACCCUUGCCGGUAACGUCCCCCCCAAGGCCAACCUGGGCGACCUCAGCGGCCUCGCCGCGGGCAUCUCCGAAAAGUCCGCCUCCGUCAUGAUCGACGGCGGAGAGUUUGACGGCGCGAAGGCGUACAAAGACAGCAAGGUCUGCAACAUGCUGACUGUGCGCGAGCUGCACCGGCGAUUCCACGACAAAACCGGGAUCACGUUUUCGUCGCUUUACCCCGGGUGCAUUGCGGAGACGGGGCUGUUCCGGGAGCACUACAGCCUCUUCAAGACGCUGUUCCCGCUGUUCCAAAAGUAUGUGACGAAGGGGUACGUUUCGGAGGACACCGCCGGAGAGCGGCUCGCUCAGGUUGUGUCGGACCCGAAGCUCGGCGCGUCCGGCAACUACUGGAGCUGGAACAACGACCAGAGCUCCUUCGUGAAUGACGUCAGCGACGAGGUGGCCGACUCCACCAAGGGGCAGAAGCUGUGGGAAGUGAGCGAGAAGCUCGUCGGGUUGAAGUAGAGACCUAAAUUUUGUGACGGAAGGGCUAUAUCUCCAUACCAAGUCGAUAGAAAGUCAGUGUCAUGCGUCUAUUUUGUAUGUUACGUCAUGUGUUGAGGGAGUGUGAUGAGUGCGCGUUGAUUGAUUGAGGCGCCAUCCGGCAGACAAGUGCUGCAUGCGGAGAUACUGAUACUGUGUUGGAAAGGGACUGUCGGGAGAGCUCCGUCCCGAGCGGGAGGGCCCGGUUUGUGAUGUCUCGUAUUUGAUCUUUAAGCCACCAGAACCACGAAUUGAGAGUCCGUUCGCUGUGGCAAGUUUGACAUAGAAAAACGUUUAAGAAGCGAAGUAGUGACCCACUUCGUCAAUCAUAGUUGCUGAUAGGGAAAAUGCGGUCGACGGUAUACAGUGACUUCAAAGGUUUCUGCAUUGUUGGAUCCAAGUUUUGCAAGUGUCCCGGCGGCGGUGGGAUCGAUAUAAUGCCAGGCCCACUGCAUGCUGACAAAUGACUUGCUAUGGCUCGCGACG